This is a messenger RNA of Protomyces lactucae-debilis, 1029 nucleotides long. Its product is annotated as CrcB-like protein-domain-containing protein. The record is from RefSeq and is a predicted model, not a curated record. Gene Ontology annotation, molecular function: fluoride transmembrane transporter activity. Gene Ontology annotation, biological process: fluoride transmembrane transport. The transcript has a single exon. NCBI's taxonomy places the organism in Eukaryota, Fungi, Ascomycota, Taphrinomycetes, Taphrinales, Protomycetaceae. Gene Ontology annotation, cellular component: membrane. The coding region runs from base 1 to 1029 and encodes 342 amino acids.
AUGUCAGAAGUCACUCAGGCGACGUCCUCGGAGCGCAAAAUACCGCAGUACCCAUCCAGAGCGCUCCAGGUGAUUCAUGAAUGCGCCUGGAUCGGCCUGCUCAGCUUGCUCGGCACAUUAUCACGGCUUGCAUUAGUAGAACUCAAUACCUAUCCCGGUAACUUGAUUCCAGCUCUAGUCUGGGCCCAAUUUGUGGGUUGUGCCGUCAUGGGCUUCUUGAAACACGACCAAGUCUUCUUCCAGCCUAACCGGCAUAAAGCACUAUUCACAGGCUUGACUGUGGGCUUUUGCGGCUCAUUAACAACCUUUUCCGGUUGGCUGCUAGCGUGCUUUACUGCACUCUCUGACUACGGUACGAGCGAAGCAAGUGCCGGUCGAUCAACUGGGUAUAAUGCUAUUGGGCUUAUUGCUCAGCUCACGACAACUCUCGCAUUUUCAAUUGUUGGCUUCAAGCUUGGUCAGCAUGCUGCAGAUGGUCUCGCUUCUAUCUUUCCCAAAGCACGCUUGACCUUUCCACAAGCAACGACACGCACUGCCGUCUGCAUUACAGCACUGCUUGCACUUCUAGCACAAGCAGUCGUCAUUGCCGUUGCAGCUUCGGUCGACCACACAAGUUGGCGUCGACGGUAUACGCUCGCACUUGCAAUGACGCCAACAGGCGCACUUCUCCGAUACCUGCUCUCUCAGCUAUUCAAUCAUCGAGUCCUUUCAUUCCCUCUCGGUACAUUCAACGCCAAUAUACUUGGUUGCUUUCUCGAGGCACUCUUCUUCCUCCUACAGACUGUUGUUGAUCGAGAUGGAGCUGGCAUCCACUUCCUGGCGCUGCAAGGUCUGCAAGAUGGAUUUUGUGGUGCCUUGACCACCGUCUCUUCGUUUGUGAGUGAACUGCAUACCCUCAAGAGGAAGCAUGCUUGGAGGUACGGUACAAUCAGUGUUAUUGGUGGUCUGCUGCUCUUUAUUCUGGUUGAUGGUAUUGCGUACUGGGUUCAAGGCAGCAGUGCCGGCCCACCUAGGCCUCAAGCUCGUUGA